AUGGAUUAAAAUUAUAUAGCUCCAGAUGCAUGUGUCCUUGAGAUGGACUCUGAAGUUUAUAUUCACAACAUUAAAGAAUUGAGAGUUUCGACAGGUGAUAAAGUCAAAAUCUGUGCUGUUAUGAAGGCAGAUGCUUAUGGACAUGGAAUUGAAGUUAUGAUGGAUACUUUUGUGAAAUCAAUAGUCGAAUAUAUUAGUGCUAUUGACAAUUAUGAAUUUAGAAUCUUGUAAAAAUGGUUUAAAGAACACAAUGUUCAACAUGUUAGAUUACUUAGGAUUGCACCAGACACCAAAGAAGAAUUAAUAGAAUUUAUCAUUAAUAAUUGGGAUGUAGAGGAAGUCUUUGGAUCAUUAGAAAAAGGCCAAUAUUUCUCAAAAAUUAGUUCUGAGAUAUCCAGAAACUUGGAAGAGAAUUGA
This is a messenger RNA of Paramecium tetraurelia, 417 nucleotides long. RefSeq lists its product as uncharacterized. The transcript has a single exon. NCBI's taxonomy places the organism in Eukaryota, Ciliophora, Oligohymenophorea, Peniculida, Parameciidae. The record is from RefSeq and is a predicted model, not a curated record.